Myotis lucifugus (little brown bat) is the source of this 3025-nucleotide messenger RNA. RefSeq names its product tetratricopeptide repeat domain 16 (gene TTC16). Bases 271 to 2934 code for a protein of 887 amino acids. The record is from RefSeq and is a predicted model, not a curated record. Gene Ontology annotation, molecular function: protein binding. The transcript is spliced from 14 exons. NCBI's taxonomy places the organism in Eukaryota, Metazoa, Chordata, Mammalia, Chiroptera, Vespertilionidae.
CGUGGUGGGCCUCGCGGAGCCCUUGCUUGGCCUCCGGAUCGGAGAAGGGAGCUUCGUUCUGCCCCCGCUGUGGUCCCGCCUCGCGGUCGUCUCAGCCUCCCCCGCUAAUAAAAGUUUGUUGCUCUUUUUCUGGCUCAAACCGCCCUUGGAAUCUGGAGGCGUGGCCAGAGGGCGGAGCCUGUGGGCGUCGUGGAGCUGGUGCCUAGCAACGUCGAGGGAGGGCAUAGAGGGAGCCAGCUCAGUUCCACAGGUCACCCAGGGCGGGACCUCAUGACCGACUCCAAGCAGGAUUCGCCAGAGCCAAAGCCAUGGGCGACUCCACUCCCAAAGGAGACCAUAAAGCGCAUCUUCGGGACCAGCCAGGCGUUCCGAGGCUUUGAUGAAAUAAAACCAACACUCUCUGAAAUAACAGUUCCUCUCAAAGUCAGGGAGUACUACCACCGAGGCCACUGGUGCUUGGAGCGAGAAGACUGGGAAACAGCUGUGGUGUUCUUCUCCCGUGCCAUCCACCUGGACCCCCAGCUGGUCGAGUUCUACGCCUUAAGAGCCGAAGCCUACAUCCAGCUCUGCGACUACUCCUCGGCUGUCCAGAACCUGCGGAGGGCCCACUCCUUCCAGCCGGAGAACACCCAGUUCCUGAAGCGCCUCACCUUGGUGCUUUACCUGCAGGGCCAGUGCCUGUUUGAACAGUGUGCUUUUGCGGAUGCCCUGAAUGUCUUCUCGCAAGCCUUCGAGCUCCAGCCCAAGAAACCCAGCUUCCGUUACCGAUGCAUGGCCUGUCUCCUGGCCCUCAGACGAUAUCAGGACUGCCUCUCACUUGUCACCAAGGAGGUGGAGUAUGGCACAACCAACGCUGACAUCUACAUCCUCCGAGCCAGGCUCUAUAACUCCAUGGGGAAGCCCCACCUCUGCUAUCAAGACCUGCACAGCGCCUUGGUAUUGGAUCCCAAGCACACACAGGCAAAGGUGCUGCUCAAGAUGAUGGUAGAGAAGUCCCAGAAGUCAUUCCGAGAUGCCAGGAUCCUAGCCGUGCAGGGCAAGCUGCAGCAUGCAGUGCAGUGUGUGAACAGUGCCAUCGACAACAACCCUCUGGACCCCAGCUUCUUCCUCUUCAGGGGCACCAUGUACCGCCGGCUCCGGGAUUUUGAUGCGGCGGUGGAGGACUUCCUGAAGGCGCUGGACAUGAUGAGCGAGCACCAGGAGGACAUGGUGCGGCAGGCGCAGCGCCAGCUCCUGCUGGCCUACAACGACUUCGCCCUGCACUGCUACAUGCAGGGCGCCUACCAGGAGGGCGUGCUGCUGCUCAACAAGGUCCUCAAGGACGAGCAGGGCGAGAAAGGCCUCUACAUCAACCGCGGCGAUUGCUUCUUCCAGUUGGGCUACCUGAACUUUGCUGAGGCGGACUACCAGGAGGCGCUGACGCUGAGCCCGUCGGACGAGGGCGCCAACCUGCGCAUGAGCCUGCUGCAGGAGAAGAUGGGCUGCUGCGAGCACAAGAGCAAACAAUUCCAGAAGGCAGAGAGCCACUUCACACUGGCCAUCCAGCACAAUCCCCAGAUGGCUCAGUACUACCUGCACCGCGCCAGAAGCCGGCAGUUCAUACAGAACAUUUUUGGGGCCCGCCAGGACGUUGCAACUGCCCUGAUCCUCGACCCUAAGCAACCGAAGCUGCUCUCGCUGAUAACCAUCCUCUUCCCGGGCAUGUCAAUGGAGGAGGUGCUUGGCAGCCACGUGGGCCUCCUGGCCAAGAUGCAGCUGAGUCGCGUGAUAGAGAGCAGGAGGAAGGAUAACAUCUCUCAAGGCAUCAUGGGGAAGCUCUAUAAGCAAGAACUGGAGCGCCAGAAGGCCCGGACCCUGCAGCUUUCGUGGAAGGAACAACAGGUUUUGCGGGAGACAAAACCUCAGAAGCUGGACUCCAAAUCCCGGAUCCCGCAGGAAGGGCCAGAACACCCAGAAGAGGCCAUGGACGCUGAGAAGAAGGAGAAGCCGGAGCAGUCCCUGUCCGACAGCUACCCCGACCAGACCUCGUCCGUCUCCAUGUUGGGCUUCAGGACCCUGUCUGUCUCCGAGACAGAGACGUCCACUACCUGUCAGGAAUACAGGAGCACCUCGGCCACCCCUGUGCCCCUCACCUCUGAUUCCUCACUGCUGAGGACACAAUCCUCAGACCUGGGAAACGACAGGGAAGACUCAAGCCUGAACCUCAGCCCCACAGACAGGGGCCAGAGCCAGCUGUUCAGGAAGACCGAGGUCACGAGGAGCCAGAGCCAGAAGCCAAGCAAGACGGAGGCCACCCAGGGCCCAAGGCAAAGGCCCACCAAGACCGAGGCCACCCAGGGCCCAAGGCAAAAGCCCAGCAAGACCGAGGCCACCCAGGGCCCAAGGCAAAAGCCCAGCAAGACCGAGGCCACCCAGGGCCCAAGGCAAAAGCCCAGCAAGACCGAGGCCACCCAGGGCCCAAGGCAAAGGCCCACCAAGACCGAGGCCACCCAGGGCCCAAGGCAAAAGCCCAGCAAGACCGAGGCCACCCAGGGCCCAAGGCAAAAGCCCAGCAAGACCGAGGCCACCCAGGGCCCAAGGCAAAGGCCCACCAAGACCGAGGCCACCCAGGGCCCAAGGCAAAAGCCCAGCAAGACCGAGGCCACUCAGGGCCCAAGGCAGAGGCUCAGAAAGACCAAGGUGGUUCACAGGCGGAGCCCCAUCAAGGCUGAGGCCACCCGGGGCCGGACCCGGGGACUGAUCCGAAGUUCCAGCAAGACCAAGAGUGACGAUGACUCAAGCUGGAGCCCCAGCAACACGGAGGACGCCCAGGGCGAGAGCCAGUGGCUCGUCAUGGCCAAGGUGCUCGAGAACUGGAACCAGAGCCCAAGCCCAGAAUCCAGCAAGACUGAUGUCAUCCAGGACCAGGGCCUUGGCAGUGUCACUGCUCCCUGAAGGGGCCACCGAGCCCCUCACUUCUUGCUGGAGAUGGGAGAUACCCUACCACGUUGGCAUUCAGCAAUUAACCUCAGCCAACACUGCUCUG